AUGCGCAUGCUCAGGAACUCUACCAGAGGUCUCUCGCCUAAACAGCGGCGCCUCCUUUAUAGAUCGUGCAUUGUACCCAUUGCCACAUAUGGCUAUCGUCUCUGGUAUUUUGAAGGCGCCCGUAAUAAAGGUGCCAUGAGCCAGCUCAAGCGGAUGCAGCAGAAAGCUGCUCUUUGGAUUACAGGUGUGUUCCGCACCUCACCCACAGGCAGUCUUGAGGCCUUGGCAGGUCUCAUCCCUGUCCACCUCAUGCUGAAGAAACUGGCGAUGUGUGCAGUGUAUCGCGUCGCUACCCUCUCAGGCACUCACCCUCUCCACUCCAUGAUGGGCGAGAGGCUUCUCAAAUGGGCUGAACCUCACAUUCGCUCUGUCGUGUUGAUGACCCCAGCUAUGCAGGGGAAAGUCAAGAGCACCAUCAUGGAGGUGGACGAACACGUCCACACCUUAACUGAGAGCUUUGAGCCCUUUGCACCUGAAGCUCGCCCAGGUGAUUGGCUACUGGACCACUUUGUGGACCAUCUCCAUGUUGACGAGCGUGAUCCUACUCAGGAUAGGUGCCUGUAUCUCAACAAGUUCAUCACGAAAGCGAGGGCCGAUCCUUUGACAGUACUGGCUGCAACCGAUGGCUCAGUCCCUUGGUCCAACCAGUAUCAGGCAGCUUCGGCUGCCAUCAUCUACAAGGGACAUUGUGAGCUUGAAAGGACUCGCUAUGUCUCUGGCAGAGUUACCGCCCCUGAUGCGGAGCUCAAUGCCAUUGCAUGUGCAGUGCGCCUUGCUGUUAAGCAGGCAAACUGCCAACAUAUUAUGGUCUUUACUGACUCCAUGGGCUUGGCCCACAGAGCAGUUGACCCCUCUGUACAUGCUGGUCAGGCUUUUAGUCUGUCAGUUUGUUGUGCUCUCCAAGACUGGUUUGAGGCAGAUGAUCUCCACCGCAUCACCUUUGUUUACGUUCCAUCUGCUUUGUGGUGGGAUAUUCAUGGUGAAGCAUAUAAGUACGUCACCAAACUCAAAGUCAGGAUCGGACGUCGCAAGACAGACAAUUCUAUAGACGCGCUACGCUCCCGAGCUGUGCACUCAAGUCUGGAUGCAUGGGCUUUCAUGUUCCAAGAUCGUACUUACCAAGGCUCUGAAUUCUUGGAGCUUCAACAGCCUGACGGGCAGCCGAUCCAGCCAUCGUACCUCAAUGGGGGACCUUGGCUUUCAACAUUCAGACACAGUAUCACUGAGUUCGCUCGCGUUUGCCGGUGUAUAACUGGCCACGCGCCCAUUGGAGCAUACUACCGUCGCUUCAAGAUCAAUGAGCCUCAUGGCUGCACUUGCGGGGCUGCUUUGCAGUCUCGCCAGCAUGUCCUCUUUUGCUGCCGCAAUAGAUAUUCUGUACAUUAUCCCCGUUUUCUCUGGGAUAUUGCAUUGUUUCUGAAGCACAACCCUAUGGUGUUUGGCUUCAACCGGGACCCUUCAGGGGUUGGAUAA
Molecule: messenger RNA, 1473 nt
Organism: Cyclocybe aegerita
Lineage: Eukaryota; Fungi; Basidiomycota; Agaricomycetes; Agaricales; Hemipholiotaceae
Source: the annotation of a GenBank genome assembly